Messenger RNA from Nilaparvata lugens (brown planthopper), 1979 nucleotides. RefSeq lists its product as uncharacterized. The coding region runs from base 888 to 1421 and encodes 177 amino acids. NCBI's taxonomy places the organism in Eukaryota, Metazoa, Arthropoda, Insecta, Hemiptera, Delphacidae. The record is from RefSeq and is a predicted model, not a curated record. The transcript is spliced from 2 exons.
CGGUUCGUCAAGGCAAGAAGAAUAGGGUGGAUAUGUUGAAAGAAUGGCCGAUGAACGAAUGCAAAAAGGAAUGCUAUAUAAGAAACUGGAAGCUGUAAGAAAAAGAGGGAGGUUGAGGGUUUGAUGGAUACAGGAUGUGGAGAGAGACUUGAGAGCGAUGGGAGUGAGAGGUUGGAGGCGAAAGGCAGCAGACGAAGACGCUUGGAGGCAAAUUGUGGAGGAGGUCAAAGCCCACAUCGGGCUGUAGCGCCAGGAUAAGUAAGUAAGAGUUGGCAGAGGUCUAAAGCAGGGAUGCUCGCUAUCCCCGAUUAUCUUCAAUUGUUGCUUGGAGUAUGCAUUUCAACAACUAAAAUGGGAUCAUAGAGGUAUAUGUAUAAAUGUUUUUCAACUGUCAAAUCUACGGUUUGCUAAUGAUGAUUUGUUUGUAUCACAUUCUUCUGAUGAUUUGAAAAUCAUGCUCGAUGAGCUUAUAGAAGUUGAUAAAAACAUACAUAGGUCUCAGUCUAAAUGCAACAGGACAAGGCUGAUGACACAUUCAAGUGAAGAUAAAACUGAAGUAACUUGUGGAAGGAUAGGCUAAGUCGAGGAGUACAUUUACCUAGGUCAGCUGCUUUCAUUUGAAAACCGUGGAGCGAAAGAGAUGAGCCUAAAAAGGAUUGGCAGAAGUGUUGCAAAGAAGAUGCAAAGGUAAAAUUGAAGUAGCUUGUGUAGAGAUAGACCAUGUCGAGGAGUUCAUUUACCUAGGUCAGCUGCUUUUAUUUGAAAACCGUGGAGCGAAAGAGAUCAGCCACGGAAUAAAAUAAGAUUGGCAGAAGUGUUGCAUAUAUCAACUGACAAAAAUAUGUGUGGAGUAUGACCUUCGAAUUUCAGCUACAAAGACAAAAGUGAUGGCUUUCAAAGGAAAAUGGCCAGUCCGAACUAAAAUUGUGGUUGGAGAUUUAAUCUUGGAGCAAGUUUCAGCCUUCACUUAUUUGGGUUGUACUCUCACCUACGAAAAAGAUGAAGAUAUUUUCAAUAAGUUAAAAAAAAUCCAAUAUAUUUGUGGAACAAUUCAUAGAACAUUGAAAAAUAAAGUAAAGAGAGUCACAAAGCUGAAAUUCUACAAGACCAUGGCUAUCCCAGUGUUGAUGUAUGAAAGCGAAUCAUGGGUAGUAGGUAGAAAAGAAAUCAGUAGAAUCCAAGCGGCUGAGAUGCGCUUUCUAAGGAGUGUAAAGGGAUGCACAAGAUUGGAUCUACUCCGAAAUGAGGACAUUCGAGAGGAGCUUAAGGUUGAGCCACUGAAUGAAGAAAUUAAAAAAUAUCGAAAUAGAUGGAAAGCGCACAUCGACAGAAUGCCAACAGGAAGAAUCCCUGUGAAAGCACUCAACUAUAGACCAGCAGGUAAGAGAGACGUUGGAAGACCAAGGAAAAGGUGGUCUUAGAACUAGACAUGAUUUUAAAGUUAAAUUUUAAUUAUAUUUUUGAUAAAUUUUUAUUUCCAAGGCCAUUCUAAAGACCGAAACAGGCAAUCAUGCCUAUACCGUGGAAGUCAGAAGAAGAAGAAGAAGAAGAAGAAGAAGUGUUGCAAACAAGAAGCAAAGGUAAAAUUGAAGUAGCUUGUGUAGAGAUAGACCAUGUCGAGGAGUACAUUUACCUAGGUUAGCUGCUUUUAUUUGAAAACUGUGGAGCGAAAGAGAUGAGCCACAGAAUAAAAAAGGGUUGGCAGAAGUAUUGGACUCUUGGAAAGAUUUUCAGGGGAAACUUCCCCAACGAAUUGAAAGCAAAAGCGUUGAAGAAAUGUGUGUACCCAUCAAUUUUGUAUGGAGCUCAAACCUCGUCACUCACACCUCCACUAGACAGGAGACAACGCAAACAAGGAUGACAAGGAGAUUAAAUUAAUCAUGAAAGGUUGAAAGAUGGAUGAUGACCAUUCUUGGUCUGCGCCCGCACCUGGGAUUCAGGAACACCGAACUUUUGAGACAGGUCAAGGUGAAGUACCU